Messenger RNA from Gossypium arboreum, 859 nucleotides. Its product is annotated as 60S ribosomal protein L11. Bases 146 to 694 code for a protein of 182 amino acids. Lineage: Eukaryota; Viridiplantae; Streptophyta; Magnoliopsida; Malvales; Malvaceae. The transcript has 5 exons. Gene Ontology annotation, biological process: translation. Gene Ontology annotation, molecular function: RNA binding; structural constituent of ribosome. The record is from RefSeq and is a predicted model, not a curated record. Gene Ontology annotation, cellular component: ribosome; cytosolic large ribosomal subunit.
UAUCGGAUCAAAGGGGCAAAGUAGUAAAUUAAAACAGGGAUAAAACCCUAGCCCUAAACUCAUUUCUUUUAAAACUCCCCAUCUAUUCACGCAGCUGCCCCUUCAUCACUCUGCCACCGCUGUAUUCAACCUCCGUCGCCUCGCCAUGGCAUCAGAGAAGAAGCUGUCGAACCCAAUGAGGGAAAUUAAAGUUCAAAAGCUUGUCCUCAAUAUCUCUGUUGGUGAAAGUGGUGAUCGUCUCACCCGUGCUGCCAAGGUUUUGGAACAACUCAGUGGUCAAACCCCUGUCUUCUCCAAAGCUAGGUACACUGUGAGAUCUUUCGGAAUCAGGCGUAAUGAGAAGAUUGCUUGCUACGUGACAGUGAGGGGAGAGAAGGCUAUGCAGCUUCUUGAGAGCGGUUUGAAGGUCAAGGAAUAUGAGCUUUUGAGGAGGAACUUCAGUGAUACUGGCUGCUUUGGAUUCGGCAUCCAGGAGCACAUUGAUCUUGGAAUCAAGUAUGACCCUUCGACCGGUAUCUACGGUAUGGAUUUCUAUGUUGUUCUUGAACGAGCUGGGUACCGUGUUGGCCGUCGUCGCAGAUGCAAGUCACGUGUAGGUAUUCAGCACAGAGUUACAAAGGAGGAUGCCAUGAAGUGGUUCCAGGUCAAAUAUGAAGGUGUCAUCCUUAACAAGUCCCAAAAUAUUGGAGCUUAGAAGUAGCAGUAUGAGAUUGUUUUUAGUUUUGAGUACCUGAUUUUGGCUAGUUUAUAUUUAUCAGAUAGUAUUUUCCUGAACAAAUUUAUUUUAUGUUUUAGGGUGGAAUCCUAAGUUUUUCUUUUUGUUGGUUUAGUUUAUUAAUAUAUUUACAAUCGGAAGAAA